Molecule: messenger RNA, 3248 nt
Organism: Alosa sapidissima (American shad)
Lineage: Eukaryota; Metazoa; Chordata; Actinopteri; Clupeiformes; Clupeidae
Product: zinc finger protein 501-like
Exons: 7
Coding region: 336-2027 (563 amino acids)
Biological process (GO): regulation of transcription by RNA polymerase II
Cellular component (GO): nucleus
Molecular function (GO): DNA-binding transcription activator activity, RNA polymerase II-specific; RNA polymerase II cis-regulatory region sequence-specific DNA binding
Source: RefSeq, a predicted model, not a curated record
UAUGGUAUUACCAUGUCAUGUAGUUUUGCAAAUUAACCAAUGAAGACAAAACUUACAUCCGAGGACUGGCUUUGAAGAACACAGGAGGAAAAAGUAAGCAUCCCUCCUGUCUUCAACUCUGUCUGCUCCUCUUCAGACCCUCUGUCCCUGCCUCAGUUAAGGAGGGUAUCAGUGGCACUGACGGACAGCUCCAGGACACAAGGACAGCGAGAGAUGGAUGAAGAGGACAGCAGAGCAGGAGGACAGCCUGAGACACGUUAAUUAGACCUCAAAACAUUGAUAUGGUUGACAAAGCAAGCCUACACUGACAGAGAAGGCCCCACAAUUCAUCAAACAUGCAACAGGAGGAAAAAGUAAGCAUCACUCCUGUCUUCAACUCUGUCUGCUCCUCUUCAGACCCUCUGUCCCUGCCUCAGUUAAGGAGGGUAUCAGUGGCACUGACGGACAGCUCCAGGACACAAGGACAGCAAGAAAUGGAGGAAGAGGACAGAAGAGCAGGAGAUCAGCCUGAGACACGAAAUGGAUCAUCUCCUUCAGCCUCAGGAUUAUCAGCAUCCACCUCCAUCUCAUGCAUAGAGAAGACCAAGAAGUACUUCUGUUCUCUGUGUGGUAAAAGCUUCCACUUACGGUCUCAGUUUAUGCUGCAUCACUGUGCUCCCAUAGCAAAGAAGCAACACUCCUGCUCCCAGUGUGGCAAGGGUUUCUUUGAUGUGCGAAAACUCAAGUCACACCAGCACAUUCACAGAGGAGAGAAGCAACACCACUGCACUCAGUGUGGCAAGAAUUUCACUAGCGCCACAUCUCUGAAGAGACACCAGCACAUUCAUACGGGAGAAAAGCCACACAUCUGCGGUCUGUGUGGCAAGGGUUUUACAAGACGGUAUCUUCUCAAACGACACCAGCACAUUCACUCUGAGGAAAGGCCAUACCAUUGCAGUCACUGUGGCAAGAGUUUCACUCGAGGGGAUCAUCUAAAAGAGCAUCAGCGCAUUCAUACAGGAUUAAGGUCAUACCGCUGGUCUCCAUUUGGAAAAGGACCAUCUCCUUUUUUGGGGUUUCCAGCAUCCACCUCUAUCUCACACAGAGAGAAAUACAAAAGAUACUCCUGUUUUCUGUGUGGCAAAGGCUUCCACUUAUGGUCUCGGUUCCAGCUGCAUCGCUAUGCUCACAUGAUAAAGAAACAAUACCCCUGCUUCAAAUGUGGCGAGAAUUUCCUUGUUGUGGCCGAACUCAGAUCACACCAGCGCGUCCACAUGGGUGGGAGACCACACCGCUGCACUCAAUGUGGCAAGGGUUUUCCUAUCAAGAGCACGCUCAACAGACACCAGCGAACUCACACAGGAGAAAGGCGUCACCUAUGUGCUCAGUGUGGUAAGACGUUCACCAGAAAGCAACGUCUCGAAACACAUCAGCAAAGGCAUACAGGAGAAAGGCCAUAUGACUGCAUUACAUGUGGUAUGAGUUUCUUCAAAAAGGAUACUCUCAAACAACAUCAACGCACUCACACAGGGGAGAAACCAUACCAUUGUACUCAGUGUAGCAAGAGUUUUGCGGAUGGGAGUAGUCUCAAACAACACCAGCGUGUGCACACAGGAGAGAGGCCAUACCACUGCAUCAUAUGUGGCAAGAGUUUUACUAGAAGUAAUCAUCUCAAGCAACACUACCAUGUUCACACAGGAAAGAAGCCAUACCUUUGCACCGUGUGUGGCAAAAGUUAUGCUAAAGGAUGUAGUCUCAAACAUCACCAACAUAUGCACACGAGAGAGAGGCUGUACCAUUGCUCUCAGUGUGAAGCGAGUUUCACUGCGAUGUCUAAACUCAAUGAACACCAGUGCAUUCAUACAGGAGGGAAGCCAUAUAACUGCACUCUGUGUGGAAAAGGUUUCACCCGUCAAAGCGAUGUUAAUAGACACCAGCGUGUUCACACAGGAGAAAGGCCAUAUAUUUGCGCACAGUGUGCCAAGAGCUUCACCAGAAAGGAUCAUCUCAAGAAGCAUCGAUGCCAUCAUGCAGGGGAAAGGCCAUAGCACUGCGCUUUUAAUUAGUUUAGUUUUAAUUGAGGGCAUCAUCUUCAACAACACUGGCGCAGUUACUCACUGCUCCGAGUCUAAUCCAGUGCAAAUUUGACCACUCUGGUCGUGAUCCCUUGUAGAUCUGGCAACAGUUUGGCCAUGAUUCAGUACCAUUCUGGUCCAGACCCAAAGAGAAUGGUGUGCUGUGAGGGUCACUUUAAACCAUUCAUGUUUUGCUGGGGAGUCAUUGUAAGUCAUUCAUGUUUUGCUGGGGAGUCAUUGCAAACCAUUCCUGUUUUUCCAUACCUCUUUCAAUAGUAAAUUAUUUUGUUUCUCUCCUGUUGUAGUGUCAUGUAAGUUUGUCCAUAAUUAGAUUAUGUACAUACAUACAUGCCUCAUAUAUAUAUAUAUAUAUAUAUAUAUAUAUAUAUAGUAUGUUAAUGCCAAUGUGGGGUCUAUUUGAGUGUUACUGGGGCUUACUAAAAAGCGGUGGAAAUGCAUCAUUUAAAUGGAAAAGCUGGGGUGUAACACUGACAUGUUUAAAUCAUAUCCAUUAUGAUCACAAGGAUCACAAUAACACCAGCCUACUCCCUACAGCAUUCAAUAUUUUGUAGUUGUACCUUAUCAUUACACACAUUUUGCAUUGAGGCCGGGAUAUUUUGCCUGUCUCUAAUUAACAGAAGUGUGGUUAUAGUCUUUUGUAACCAGCCUGUAUGAGAAUGAAGAGUAAUUAUAGAGUACAAGGGUCCUAUUAUCUGCACGUGUCACUUGCUGAGAACAAGCCCCACACACCAUGUGAACCCUUCAAGAAAGCCAGGCAGACACACCAUGGGUAAAUGUCACAAUAUUGAUUUAUUUCUGAGCAUACACCAUUAUAAUAUAAAUAUAAAAUAUGUAUUUUAUUUUUAAAAUUGGUGAGACAUCAUUAUAUCUGUGUUGAGACAACCAUAGAAACAGUUUUAUUUUAAUUUCUACCAAAAUUGGUAAUGUAUCUGUAACAAACGCUCAUUAUGGUGCCAUUCUAUAAGGUACAGAGAGAGAGAGAGAGAGACAGACAGACAGAUAGAGAGAGAACAAUAUACCUCAUCUGAACAAAUUACAAUGCAGCAGCAAAUGGACCACUCUUUAGAAAUAGCAGGAACAUAAAGUCAAAACAUAUCUAGAAUCACUGUACAAACAAGAAAACCCAUUCACAGUGAAUAAAACAAAGAAAAAAAAUAAAUAAAAAUAAAUAAA